AUGCCAUUCCUCGCACCAGGUUGGCCAUCAGCCAUCAUCAGCGUGCUUGCCGCUUCAGUCCUCGGUCAGGGAACGAACUUCCCUCCAGACACACUAGGACUUAAGAACGGCUUUGUCGAGAUCGAUACACCCAACUUGAGCGCCCGCAUUGUCCGGGAUGCCCAGGUCCUAGCCUCUCUUCGUGUGACAGGAGAGAGCUUCGACUUCCUACCCUUCGAUUACCUCGACCGCCGCAACCGUGAUGGCCAGUAUCAUUGGGGUGACAUCACCUACCGCUACCGCGAAGAGGGGAGCACAGCCUGGAUCGACGGUGACUCGGCGAAGAAGCGACAGCCCGUCGAGUCCCUCAGCCUUGGGGGUGCCCUCGCUGCGUCAGGCUUGGGGCCGACUCUUCCAGCAAGCCCACUGAACAUCACUCGUGAGUGGCUCGAGGUGGAUGGCGACCUUGGACUCCGCUUUACAAUCGUCAACACCGGGGACGCGACCCUCGAGCUCGGCAGCCUCGGCUUCCCGGCCGAGUUCAACAGCAUCUUCACUCAUCGCGAACCCCUCGAAAUGCAGAAGUCUUGCUCCCUAUCGGACCCGUACAUCGGUCUCGACGCUGGUCAGAUCCGCGUGACGCCUGUCAACCCGGUCCGUGGCUCUCGCGCUGCCCUCGUUGUUACACCGCUGGGGGGCACGAGCACACCACUCGAGGCAUAUCGCAAUCUAGUAGAGCCAUCAUUCCAGGACACAGGCUACGGGAGUCAGACAUUCGAGGGCUUUUACGAAUGGCAGGUCUUGUCCCAGGCGUGGGCCGAGAAGGAGUGGGCCGCGGCCGAGCAAGGGCCCUGGAACAACCCUUCGUCACGGACCCUUGAGUCUGGUGGAACCCUGCAGUUCGGGCUUCGCUUCACGGUUGCAACUGACGGCGUCCGAGGCUUCGAUGACGCUGUCCGUAAGACCGGUACGCCUACUGCACUGGGCAUACCGGGAUACCUCCUCGCAAGAGAUUUGCCGGGUCAGUUGUUCAUCAACGCGUCAUCCGAAAUCAGCUCCUUCUCUUCUGCGCCGGCCGGCGCUCUACGUGUUGCGGAGAAUGACAAUGGUGGGUAUACAGUAACUCCGUCAAGUGCGGAAUCCGCAUGGGGUCGUGUACGCCUGACGGUCAAGUAUGCCGACGGCAAGGUGCAAACCAUCCAUUACUUUAUCACCAAGCCGACCAGCGAGGCGCUCGCCGAUAUGGGCAGGUUUCUCUUCAAUGAUGCCUGGUUCACUGAUGAGUCAGACCUCUUCAACCGCACGCCUUCUGUAAUGACCUACGACUACGAGGCUGGCGCCAUCGUUGAGCAGGACUCGCGAGCCUGGGUGGCUGGACUCAGCGACGAGGGGGGUACUGGAGCCUAUGUCGCUGCCGCCAUGAAGCAGGUCUUGCAACCAGAUGCCGAAGAGGUCGCGAAGUUGGACGAGUUUGUCAACAAGGUUGUCUGGGGCCAGAUCCAGCUCGAGGACUAUUCAGUGCGAAAGUCCAUAUUCUACUAUGACCCCGAUCGCAUUGAUUACAACUACAGCUCGAACAUUGACUGGACAAGCUGGACGUCGUGGAACCGAGAAAACUCCUACUUCAUCGACCGCGCCUACAAUUAUGUUCACCCAGCAGCCGUAUACUGGGUUUUGUAUCGCGUCGCGAGAGCGUAUCCUGACUUGGUAAGCCAUGACUGGUCAUGGUACCUUGAAAAGGCCUGGGGAACUGCGCACCGCAUGACGGAUUCCGAGAUAUGGUACAAUGAUAUGGGUUUGAUGGGCGAGACGGUAUUUGGUUUCAUCUUACAAGAUCUCUUUCGCGAGGGCGAGACGAAUAAAGCAGAGCAGCUGGAAGCAAGAAUGCGAGAGCGUGCUCAGCUUUGGGACUCGCAGGAUGUACCUUACGGCAGCGAAAUGGCAUGGGACUCGACUGGACAGGAGGGUGUCUACUACUGGACGAAACAUUUCGGCUUCGAUGGGUCAGCUGCGCAAACAGUCGACAGUGUUCUUGGAUAUAUGCCGACGGUCCCUCACUGGGGCUGGAAUGGAUGUGCCCGUCGAUACUGGGACUUCAUCUAUGGUGGGAAACUGCGGCGCAUUGAGCGACAGAUCCAUCACUACGGAUCCGGUCUCAACGCGCAGGUUCUUCUCGCUGCCUUCCGCGAUGAUCCGAGCGAUUCAUACCUCGUCCGCGUUGGAUACGCAGGCUCCUCUGCACCCGUGUCAAACAUCAACCAGGUUGGUUUCCCCUCGGUAGCAUAUCACGCAUGGCCAGACACCCAGAAAUGGGACGGCAUAACAGGAGACUACGGUGGGGGGUUCCUGGGCAUGGCGCUCAGUGGUGGCGUGUACGUGGCAGACGACUCAGAGGUCGGUCUCGUGGCCUACGGCGGUAUCCUCGAUCGUCAAGCAAGCUCUGUCACAGUACAGCCGAAGGACGCAGUGAAGCGACGCGUCUACAUCGGUCCACUCAGCAUCUUGGUCGAGAUUGACGCCGGCAUGGUGGAGGAGUUUUCAUAUGACGGUGAAAGCGUGACGUUGAACGUCAAACAGCCGGCGGAUGGCCCAAGAGCUCAAUCGGUCAUUGUCUGGAUUGAUUCGCGAACUGAGAAGCAGUGGAGAGUGAUCAGCAAUGGGGCGGUCGAGGCACGCGGUGGUUGGCAGACAAGUUUCGGCGACGAUGGGGCUACAAUCAAGCUUGUGUCGGUCUAA
Molecule: messenger RNA, 2715 nt
Organism: Verticillium alfalfae VaMs.102
Lineage: Eukaryota; Fungi; Ascomycota; Sordariomycetes; Glomerellales; Plectosphaerellaceae
Exons: 3
Coding region: 1-2715 (904 amino acids)
Source: RefSeq, a predicted model, not a curated record